CACUCCGGGGCUUUGCCCGGGGCCCCCCCCCCGUGCUCGCUGUCCACGCGCCGUCCCGCGGAGGUGACCGUUGCUCUGUGUGCGCAGGAGAAGCGGAUUGCGCGUGUCACCUACCAGUGGUACCUGAUGGAGCGAGACAGGCGCCUCUCCGGGGUUAACGAGUAUUUCCGGACCAAGGGAUUGGAGAACAUUGACUAAGAAGCAGUUCACUGAGUGAAGAGUCCUAGUUCCUGUUCAAAGCAGUUUGGCUGCAGUAAACAUGCAUUUAUAUUUAUGCAAUGUGUUAUAUGUUGCACAUAAACCUACACAGUGAAA
Pelodiscus sinensis (Chinese soft-shelled turtle) is the source of this 315-nucleotide messenger RNA. The record is from RefSeq and is a predicted model, not a curated record. NCBI's taxonomy places the organism in Eukaryota, Metazoa, Chordata, Testudines, Trionychidae.